Molecule: messenger RNA, 2173 nt
Organism: Cucurbita maxima (winter squash)
Lineage: Eukaryota; Viridiplantae; Streptophyta; Magnoliopsida; Cucurbitales; Cucurbitaceae
Product: putative glycerol-3-phosphate transporter 1
Exons: 3
Coding region: 220-1797 (525 amino acids)
Biological process (GO): transmembrane transport; phosphate ion homeostasis
Cellular component (GO): membrane
Molecular function (GO): transmembrane transporter activity
Source: RefSeq, a predicted model, not a curated record
AUUUCCAUUACCAUGAAAGGAGGGAGCACGGAGAAGCGACCCUGUUCGUUCAUGAAUCCUGGAAACAGGGCAACUGAAAUUUUUUAGAGAGAGAGAGAGAGAGAGAGAGAAAUUUGGAUUUCAAGAGCUUGAAGAUAACGUAACACAAUCCCCAUAAAAAUUUAUUCGCUUCUAACAAGAUUUCACUUGUAGAGGAAAUUAGUGUUGUUCUUCGUUCUCAUGGGGUCAUUAUCAGAAUCAGAAAGCGAUGUAAAUAACAGGAAGCCAUAUGGAAUAAGAUUUCUAGAGUGGAUUAGGAAAAAGCCUCUUUCGUAUAAGGCACAUCAAGCCACUGUUCUACUUGUGACAUUCUUGGCAUAUGCUAAUUACCAUGCCUCUCGAAAAACUACGAGCAUUAUCAAGAGUGCUCUUGAUCCGCUAUCUCCUGAUGGAGGCUCCAAGUUCAACCAAUGGAAUACGAGUCGAUCAAGUACGAGACGAUUGAGUACACGGGUUGAGAGAACCAAUCUUUGGUCGCUGUCUAGUGGUGGUUGGGAUCCAUUUGAUGCAGUAGAAGGGACAUCUUUACUAGGUGAGCUUGACUUGGCUUUCUUAGGUGUAUAUGCUGGGGGGAUGUACUUUUCAGGCCAAUUGGGAGAUAGAACGGAUUUGAGGAUAUUUUUAACUGUGGGAAUGUUGGGAACUGGUCUGUUUACUUCGCUGUUUGGAGUAGGAUAUUGGGCAAACAUCCAUGUCUUUUGUUACUAUUUGAUAGUUCAAAUGCUUGCUGGUCUGUUCCAAUCCACCGGCUGGCCUUCGGUCGUUGCGGUGAUCGGUAACUGGUUUGGAAAGAGCAAGAGGGGACUAAUAAUGGGUAUAUGGAAUGCUCACACAUCUGUUGGCAACAUUUCUGGCUCACUGAUUGCAUCAGCCUUGUUGAGCUAUGGUUGGGGUUGGUCAUUGGUUGUCCCUGGUCUGAUCAUUGCGUUAUCAGGUUUGGUAGUGUUUCUGUUUCUUCCUGUGAAUCCCGAGUCGGUUGGAAUCGAUAAAGAAGGAGAUGGCUUGAGCUCUCUCAAGAAAGUUGGAGAGGGAACUACAGUACCUCUAUUGAAAUCAGCAUCAGAGAUCGAGAAUGCGGUCGGUUUUAUGGAAGCGUGGAGAAUUCCUGGUGUUGCACCUUUUGCAUUUUGCCUCUUCUUUGCCAAACUGGUGGCUUAUACAUUCCUUUACUGGCUCCCUUUCUACAUUAGCCACACAGUUAUCGACGGGAAAUAUCUGUCGAGUACCACAGCCGGGAACCUUUCGACAUUGUUUGAUAUGGGAGGAGUAAUAGGAGGAAUUCUAGCUGGCCAUAUUUCUGAUCGCUUAGGUGCUAGAGCCAUAACAGCUGCUAGUUUCAUGUACUGUUCCAUUCCUGCUCUCUACUGCUAUAGAAACUACGGUCACAGCUCCAUAACCAUGAAUGUAGCUCUCAUGUUCAUCACUGGCAUGUUUGUCAAUGGCCCAUAUGCUCUUAUAACAACCGCCGUCUCUGCUGAUUUGGGAACCCACAGUUCACUCAACGGGAAUUCUCGGGCGCUUGCUACUGUGACGGCGAUUAUCGAUGGUACUGGCUCGGUUGGGGCUGCGAUUGGACCCUUGUUGACGGGAUAUUUAUCGACUAAAAGCUGGAGUUUGGUGUUCGUAAUGCUGAUGAUCUCAGCUCUAAUAGCUGGGCUGUUUUUGACAAAGCUUGUAAUCGCUGAGGUGAACGAAAAGAUCGAGGAGUCAAGAUCGAGAGGAAGGAUUACAACCAGGGGUCCAGUACUUGAAGUGUGAGCAUAUGCAACGACGACAACAACAACAGCAGCAAUCGUAGGUCCCAUUGUAUUUAGCCCAUGUUUAGUUCAUAAGAAGGUUUUGAACGCUGCAUCUGAAUGGUGGUCGUUAGUGAAUUUUCCCUUUUUUUUUCGAGGGGUUCGGGGAGACAAAGAGCUCCUCCAUAGUGUGAUUCGUCCCGGGAGAGGAUUUUGUUACAACUUCUCCAUGAUGAUGUGUUGAAUAUGGUGAAAGAAAGUUAGGUUGGUGUAAGAUUAUUGUACAUAAUUUGUAUUCGUGGUAGGCAGGUCAAAGUUGUUGAUCCUCAAACACCAUGUAAAAAUGUAUAUAGUAAUACACUUUCAUCCUAUGAUUUUAUUAAAUGAAACUCAAAAUC